UCGCCCGAAACGUGCAACACACAAGCAGAACGAUCGCGAGCAGCGCGCGAGCCACAUGCAAACUGCCAAAGUGAUAGCCAAAUGCAAAUUUAAGCACUGCCAACGUGGCCUGAAAUCUGAAUCACAUUUAAGUCUAGAAAUCCAGAGCCAGCCGACAUGGAGGAGGAUCUCGAAAAGGUGCCCCGCCUGGGACUGAGGCACUUGCAGGCUGCGCUGCUGUUUAUUGGACUGGCGGCCAACACAAUUCUCCAGCUGAAUGUGGGUGUGACUGUGGUGGCCAUGACCAAUGCGACAUCGAUCAAUGAGGACACGCCCUACUACAACUGGACGGAGUCUGAGAAGUCCUACAUCCUGUCCAGCUUCUACUGGGGCUCCACACUGGCCCAGUUCCCCGCCGGCUACCUGUGCAAGCGCUUCGGCUCGAAGGCCGUCCUCCUCCUGGGCACCCUGGGCUCGGCGCUGCUCAGUGCGGCGACACCGCACAGCAUCUAUGCGGCGGGCUGGCAGGCCUUCUGCCUGAUCCGUCUGCUCCAGGGACUGUGUCAGGUGACGUGGCCCUGCAUCCACCAGCAUUUGGCCAACUGGGCACCCGAGGCGGAACGAACGCGUCUCGGCGCCUUCGCCUACACGGGCUUCGACUGUGGCAAUGUGCUGGCCAUGUAUGCGGCGGGGACGAUAGCCAGUUCGCCGCUGGGCUGGCCGGGCAUCAGUUAUGCCUCCUCGGGCCUGGCCCUCUGCUGGUGCCUGCUGUGGCUGCUGCUGGGCGCCAACCGGGCCAGCGAGGCUCGCUUCAUUGGCGCCGCCGAGAAGGAGUACAUCAUGGGCGAUCUGCAGAUGCAGCUGAGCUCCAAGAAGCGGGAGCGCAGGCGGGCCAUACCCUGGCGUGGCAUCUUCACCUCGGCACCGUUCUAUGCGCUGCUGUGUGCCCGCUGUGCGGACACUUGGGGCCUGGCCACCAUGCAGGCGGAGUUGCCGGCGUAUCUGAGCGGAGUCCUGCGCCUGGAGAUGACCAGCAAUGCGGUGUUCUCCGCGCUGCCCUUCCUGCUCAUGUGGGCCAUGUGCUACGUGUACUUGAUCGUGGCGGACACCCUGCUGCAGUACAAGUGCCUCAGUCUGACGGCGCUGAGGAAGACAUACAACAGCAUUGCCCUGUGGGCGCCCGCCUCCAUUAUGCUGGCGGUGGGCUUCGUGGGCGUGGAGCAAAAGUCGCUGGCGCUGCUGCUCGUCACGCUGAGCGUGGGCGUGAGCAGUGCGGCGACAAUUGGCAGCGAACUCAACACGAUUGACCUGUCGCCGAAUCAUGCCGGCAUCCUCGCCGGCAUCCUGAGCACCUUCACCAACCUGGUGGCCCUCUGCACGCCCCUCGUCGUGGGCGUGCUGGUCACGGAUGCCACACAGCGCAGCGAGUGGCAGCUGGUCUUCAGCCUGGCGGCUGUCGUCCUCUUUGCUGGCAAUGUGAUCUACUUGAUUUGGGGCACUGCCGUGACCCAGCCAUGGAACGAGCCGGCGGAGCAGCAGCAGCUGCAGCUGCACGACGAGGAGGAGGAGGAGCAGAAGCCCUUCCAGGCUGCCCGGCUGCAGAUACAAGGAGCAGGUGCAGAAGAAGGUGUAGCAUUAGGAUUGCAUUGUAAAGACCCAUGAGAAGAUUUAUUUUCAUUUUGAGCUUUA
Drosophila guanche is the source of this 1668-nucleotide messenger RNA. RefSeq names its product putative inorganic phosphate cotransporter. The transcript is spliced from 4 exons. Gene Ontology annotation, molecular function: transmembrane transporter activity. The coding region runs from base 157 to 1641 and encodes 494 amino acids. The record is from RefSeq and is a predicted model, not a curated record. Gene Ontology annotation, cellular component: plasma membrane. Gene Ontology annotation, biological process: transmembrane transport; monoatomic anion transport. Lineage: Eukaryota; Metazoa; Arthropoda; Insecta; Diptera; Drosophilidae.